Messenger RNA from Quercus robur (English oak), 2614 nucleotides. Its product is annotated as pentatricopeptide repeat-containing protein At5g15010, mitochondrial-like. NCBI's taxonomy places the organism in Eukaryota, Viridiplantae, Streptophyta, Magnoliopsida, Fagales, Fagaceae. The coding region runs from base 471 to 2312 and encodes 613 amino acids. Gene Ontology annotation, molecular function: protein binding. The record is from RefSeq and is a predicted model, not a curated record. The transcript has 2 exons.
CACCAUGAUAAACAUUACUGUGCUGAGCCAAAAGGGCAAAAAAAGAAGAUAAAUAUCAGCUACAAUUGAAAUGUUGUGACAUGAACUGUCCAUUGGAUCAGACCGUACAUGCGCUGCAACAAAGUGGUGCGAAUAGCGAUUGUUAUUUGUUCCGUUAUAUGUUCUAUUGUGACUGAAGGAAGGCGCACUUGUUUUACUUCAAGUUUAGACUCUACACUCAAAAUAUAACAUUUAACGCUUGCUUCUUGAACCGCUCUAUUUGCCAAUCUUCUUAUUCCGGUGAACUCGUUGCCCGGCGAAAUCCACAACUGUAAACUGUACGUAGAGAUGUUUUGUUGAAGAAAGGAGUUUUCAAUUAACAGUGCUUCGUUGUUGUGUUAAGUUCGUUUAGUUAAUCUCACAAACACUUGGUGCGCACUCGUGUUUAUAGGCUUUUUUGUUGAUCUUUCUUUCAAUCCAGUAGGGUAUAAAUGCGGAACAUGAUGAGAGUAAGAUCUUCUAACCUCUCCGUAUUCUCAAUUCUGCUUCAAACCCAUGUCAAAUCCACCUGUUUCUAUUACUCUUAUGUUGUUGUAAAGCCCAUCAGUCCUGCUAGUCUUUUUAACUUGAACCCUUGUAGUACUUUUUCUGCUAUGGCUAUGAAACCCCACCUGCAAUUUUUCUCGUCUUCUACUACUUCCCCAAACUCAACAUAUGCAGCCUCAAAUGUACCUUUGAUUAUAGAAACAAAAGAAGAUGCUUCUAUUAGUGAUGAUGAUGAUAAUGAUGAAGACUAUGAAGAUGAUGAGACACACUUCAGACCUUUGAGUUCAGGAGAUGAGAGUCUCACCCGAGACAUAAGGACUAUUGUUGGUAUAUUAGGUGAACUGGGAAGCAAUCCAUCUGGAACAAAAAACGAGCUUGAGCGUGGUGGGAUUACUGCCUCAUCAGAAUUGGUUGUGGGGGUGCUCUCACAUUUUCGCAGCAACUGGGAAGCUGCAUUCACCUUCUUUCUAUGGGCUGCCAAGCAGCCAGGUUACACUCAUUCCGUGCGAGAAUACCAUUCCAUGAUCUCUAUUCUUGGGAAAAUGAGAAAGUUCGACACUGCAUGGGCCUUGAUUGAUGAGAUGAGAAUGAAAGGUGGUCUGAGUUCUAGUCCGACUAGUCCAUCUCUUGUUACUCCUCAGACUCUCUUAAUCAUGAUUAGGAGAUAUUGUGCUGUACAUGACGUGGGGAGGGCUAUAAAUACUUUUUAUGCCUACAAGCGAUUUAAGUUUGAAGUUGGCAUUGAUGAAUUUCAAGGCCUUCUCUCUGCCCUUUGCAGGUACAAGAACGUGCCAGACGCUGAGCACAUGCUCUUCUGCAACAAGAAUGUCUUCCCAUUUAAUACCAAGAGCUUUAACAUUAUCCUCAAUGGAUGGUGCAAUGUGAUUGUUAGUCCCCGGGAGGGAGAGAGAAUUUGGAGGGAGAUGAGCAAGAGAGGUAUUCAACAUGAUGUUGUCUCGUAUGGAUGCCUCAUAUCUUGCUAUUCAAAAGCAUGUAAUCUGAAUAAGGUGCUCAAGCUCUUCAACAGGAUGAAGGAAAUGGAGAUUGUUCCAGAUAGGAAAGUUUACAAUGCUGUCAUUCAUGCUCUUGCAAAAGGUAGGCUUGUGAAAGAAGCUAUCAAUCUCAUGAAAACAAUGGAAGAUAAGGGUAUUGCUCCAAAUAUUGUCUCUUAUAACUCACUGAUCAAGCCUCUCUGCAGGGCCCGUAAAAUUGAAGAAGCUAGAGAAGUCUUUGAUGAUAUGUUAUGCCGUGGCCUCUCCCCUACCAUUCGGACUUACCAUGCCUUCUUCCGGAUUUUAAGGACAGGGGAUGAAGUGUUUGUGCUCUUGGAAAAGAUGAGAAAGAUGGGCUGCCACCCAAAUACUGAUACCUACAUAAUGUUGAUUAGGAAAUUUUGCCGGUGGCGCCAACUUGAUAAUGUCUUCAAGUUGUGGAGUGAGAUGAUUCAGAAUGGAGUUGACCCUGAUCGGAGCUCAUAUAUUGUGCUAAUACAUGGCCUAUUUUUGAACGGAAAGUUGGAGGAGGCCCACAAAUAUUACAUAGAGAUGAAAGAGAGACACUUAAUACCAGAACCAAAGACAGAUGAGAUGCUUCAGGCUUGGUUGUCUAGUAAGCAUAUAUCAGAGUGUCAGAUGAAAGAUUUAGAACGCAAUCGAUUGGAUUGUAGUCAGUCAGGCAAGAAUGCAAGGGUUAUAACCAGGAGAUUUGAUCAAACAAGAGAUUUUCGACGCCAACCUGAAACUAGAAGAGUUGUCAGAGAGCGGGGCUUUUCUUUAUGGGAGAAAUAGGAUCUCAGGUCUUGACUGGGUACCUAUCAACCUUCAGCACCAAGUUGCGCAUGGAUUUCAUACAGGCUGGGAGUCCACGUUGCCUUUAUGAUGUUGGGGUGAAAAAUGAGAUCAGAUGUGAGGUAAUAUCUAUCAAAGCUCUGAACUUGUACCCGAAAAAACACAAAAGAAAAUGAAGUGAAAAAUAUAACAUGGAGUAGCUGAAUGAUUAUAGAGAUACUUUACUUUGUGUAGUUAGACUGGUUGGUUGGUUAGUUUUAGCAGUUAAUGCUAGUUCUUGUGUUUCCCUGCCAAGCAGGCUA